AGCUGACAAACCAAAGUUCGUCCCUCUCUUGGAAAUACUACACGGGAGCGCACAGGGAGCGCUUUGCUUUUGCAAACACCAGCAGAACACACUCAAACGCUUGCCCACCUCUGAAAGCGAGCGCCGCGACUCAGUGGAUUUGCAGGAAUUCAAAGUUGGAAAGUAUUUUGGGGAGGCGAAACGUUCAGUCGGGACUGCCGCGCGAAUUCUCUGAGAUUGUCCAUCUACAGUCUUCGCAUGAAUCUACUAGAUCCCUACCUGAAAAUGACAGAUGAGCAAGAGAAGUGUCUGUCUGAUGCCCCCAGUCCGAGCAUGUCCGAGGACUCCGCGGGCUCCCCGGGCUCCGGCUCGGGCUCCGACACGGAGAACACCCGCCCGGCCGAGAACAGCCUCGUGGCCCCGGACGGGACGCUCGGCGAGUUCAAGAAGGACGAAGACGACAAGUUCCCGGUGUGCAUCCGAGAGGCAGUGUCUCAGGUGUUGAAAGGGUACGACUGGACGCUGGUGCCCAUGCCAGUGAGAGUGAACGGCUCGAGCAAAAACAAGCCCCACGUGAAGAGACCGAUGAACGCGUUUAUGGUGUGGGCGCAAGCGGCGCGGAGGAAGCUGGCGGAUCAGUACCCGCACCUCCACAACGCGGAGCUCAGCAAAACUUUGGGCAAACUUUGGAGAUUGCUGAACGAGGGUGAAAAGCGUCCCUUCGUGGAGGAGGCUGAGCGCCUCAGGGUUCAGCACAAGAAAGAUCACCCCGACUACAAGUAUCAGCCCCGACGGAGGAAGUCGGUGAAGAACGGCCAGAGCGAGUCUGAGGACGGCAGUGAGCAGACUCACAUCUCCCCGAAUGCCAUCUUCAAAGCCCUGCAGCAAGCCGACUCGCCCGCAUCCAGCAUGGGAGAGGUGCACUCGCCCAGCGAGCACUCAGGCCAGUCCCAAGGGCCGCCCACUCCUCCCACCACCCCAAAAACUGACGCGCAGCCAGGCAAAGUGGAUCUGAAACGAGAGGCCCGUCCGCUUCAGGAAAGCACGGGACGUCCGCUCAACAUCGACUUCCGCGACGUGGACAUCGGCGAGCUCAGCAGCGACGUCAUCGAGACGUUCGACGUCAACGAGUUCGACCAGUACCUGCCGCCGAACGGCCACGCCACCGGUGCGUCCUACGUCGGCGGCUACGCCACCUGGAUGGGGAAGCCUCAGAACGGCAGCUCUCCGAGCGCCCAGCUGACUCCGCUCGGGACGGGCGGCGCCGGGGAGCAAGAGCAACCCAGAACGACGCACAUCAAAACCGAACAGCUCAGCCCCAGCCACUACAACGAGCAGCAGCAGGGCUCGCCGCAGCACGUCAGCUACGGCUCCUUCAACGUCCAGCACCUCCAGCACUACAGCACUUCGUUCCCGUCCAUCACCCGGGCGCAGUACGACUACUCUGACCACCAGGGCGGCGCCAACUCCUAUUACACCCACGCCGGAGGUCAGAGCUCCGGCUUGUACUCCACCUUCAGCUACAUGAGCUCCAGCCAGAGGCCCAUGUACACGCCCAUCGCUGACUCUACCGGGGUUCCUUCCAUUCCCCAAUCCAACCACAGUCCCCAGCAUUGGGACCAGCAGCCGGUCUACACGCAGCUGUCCAGACCCUGAGGACAGGCCGUCACACGCCCACCGUCACACGCAGAGACUGAUGGGACUCAUUCCGCAUCAUUCCACUCUCUUUAAAACACACACUUGAAUUCUCACAUACAUACACAAAACAAUGAAAUGUAGGAAAGAAAGCUGGACUUCAUGAAAAAAAAAAAAAAAAACGGCUCCCAACGUGCCUUUUUAAUCGCCUGAAAUCGUGAUUAGAAUUUAUAUAUUUUUAGCCUUGUUUGCAAGAAAAGAAACAUUUUUGAGAAAUGAUUCCUCUGUGAGGACUUAUUGAUUAUUGAUACUUUAAUAUGUACUGUGUAUGUUUUCUUAACAUGUUCUUUUUUUUGUAUUUCCGGCCUUCUGUGUUUCUUGUAGAAAAGUCUAUUUUUACUAAACCACUCUCGGUAGUCAUUCCUUGUUUUUCUCACAUCUUUUUUUUUUUUUUU
This is a messenger RNA of Labeo rohita (rohu), 2069 nucleotides long. RefSeq names its product SRY-box transcription factor 9a (gene sox9a). Gene Ontology annotation, molecular function: RNA polymerase II cis-regulatory region sequence-specific DNA binding; DNA-binding transcription factor activity, RNA polymerase II-specific. NCBI's taxonomy places the organism in Eukaryota, Metazoa, Chordata, Actinopteri, Cypriniformes, Cyprinidae. The transcript is spliced from 3 exons. Gene Ontology annotation, biological process: heart development; chondrocyte differentiation; morphogenesis of an epithelium. Bases 238 to 1635 code for a protein of 465 amino acids. The record is from RefSeq and is a predicted model, not a curated record. Gene Ontology annotation, cellular component: nucleus.